Molecule: messenger RNA, 6055 nt
Organism: Eurytemora carolleeae
Lineage: Eukaryota; Metazoa; Arthropoda; Copepoda; Calanoida; Temoridae
Product: voltage-dependent calcium channel type A subunit alpha-1-like
Biological process (GO): calcium ion import across plasma membrane; chemical synaptic transmission
Cellular component (GO): membrane; voltage-gated calcium channel complex
Molecular function (GO): calcium ion binding; high voltage-gated calcium channel activity
Source: RefSeq, a predicted model, not a curated record
AGGCGNCGGACUACCAAAUUUAUCAUAGAAUGGCCGCCCUUCGAGUACACAGUACUCACAACUAUAAUAGCUUCAUGUGUUGUGAUGAGUCUUGAAGAACAUUUACCCAACGGAGAUAAAACCGUCCUAGCUGUUCAGUUGGAAGCGACUGAAUCCUAUUUCCUUGGAAUAUUCUGCGUUGAAUCUUGUUUGAAAAUCCUGGCUCUUGGGUUCGUUCUUCAUCCUGGAUCCUACCUUAGAAAUAUCUGGAACAUUAUGGACUUUAUCGUAGUUAUGACAGGAUUCAUAACGCUUCUGACCCCUGAUACAGAGGGAUCCAAGAACGAGGAGCAACUUCCAGUGGAUUUAAGAACCCUGAGAGCAAUCCGUGUUUUACGACCACUCAAACUUGUUUCUGGUGUUCCAAGUCUCCAAGUUGUUCUAAAAUCUAUCAUCAAAGCCCUGGCCCCACUCAUGCAGAUCGGACUCCUUGUCAUGUUUGCAAUCGUCAUUUUUGCAAUAAUUGGUUUGGAGUUCUACUCUGGGGCUCUUCAUAAAUCCUGCUACUCCCUCUCAGAUCUAGAGGAGAUAGUUACUGAGGGCUCCAAGAUGGUUCCCUGCUAUGAGGGGAGUAGUGAGCUAGCUCCGAGUGGAGCGUAUACCUGUGAUCUGAGUAUAUCUCAGUGCCUGGAGAAGUGGGAGGGACCUAACAAUGGAAUCACGUCCUUUGAUAAUAUCGCCUUUGCUAUGCUAACAGUUUUCCAGUGUAUUACAAUGGAGGGAUGGACUUCUAUACUCUACUGGAGAAUUUGCCAGGGAGAGAGAGAGGGUUGAGAACAGACAUGCUUUUCUUAAGCUUAGGAGACAACAGCAGUUAGAACGAGAACUUAAUGGAUAUGUUGGUUGGAUCUGUAGAGCAGAGGAGGUGAUCCUGGCCGAAGAGAGAACUACUGAGGAGGAGAGAAUACAUAUCCUAGAGGCCAGGAGAAGAGCGGCGGCUAAAAAGAAGAAAUUAAAAAAUCUUGGGAAAAAAAACAGUUCGGACACGGAGGAGGAGGUGGAGGAUACAGGUGUUCCGGUUCGCGGCAAAGCACAGACACGGCGAAGAACAGGAUGUACAGGGUUCUGGACUACAGAGAAGAGGAUUAGGUAUAAGAUCCGUGGCAUAGUAAAGCAGCAGUGGUUCUAUUGGGCAGUUAUUCUCCUGGUCUUUCUUAAUACUUGUUGUGUAGCAGUGGAGCACUACAAUCAACCUUACUGGUUAACCCAGUUCCUAGAGAUAGCAGAGUAUGUGUUUCUCUGUCUUUUCCUCACAGAGAUGUCAGUUCGAAUGUAUGCUCUUGGUACAAGAAUAUACUUCGAGUCCUCUUUUAAUAGAUUUGAUUGUGUUGUGAUAUGUGCCAGUGUUUUUGAAAUGGUUUAUACGUCUCUUAGAACGGAUGCUGGUCAGUUUGGUUUGUCUGUUCUCCGUGCUCUACGACUCCUCAGGAUUUUUAAAGUAACAAAGUACUGGUCUUCUCUACGGAACCUGGUUAUAUCUCUUCUCAGCUCAAUGAGAUCUAUUCUCUCUCUUCUCUUCCUUCUCUUCCUCUUUAUUCUUAUCUUUGCUCUGCUUGGUAUGCAGUUAUUUGGCGGAGCUUUUAAUUUCUCCGACGGAACUCCAGAUGCAAACUUUGAUAGUUUUGUUAUUUCUCUUCUCACCGUCUUUCAGGUAUUGACUGGAGAGGACUGGAAUGAAGUUAUNUUGUUGUUGUUGCAUGCAUCUGGAAUGGUGUACUCCCUGUACUUCAUAAUCUUGACCUUGUUUGGUAACUACACCCUCCUCAACGUGUUCCUCGCUAUCGCCGUGGACAAUCUUGCCAAUGCCCAGGAGCUCACUGCUGCGGAGAAUAAGGUUGAGGAUGAAGAGGAGAAACUCCGUCCUGUUCAACCAGUAGAAGAGGAGGGAUCAAACCGACCCAUCCUACCGUACUCCUCUCUCUUCGUCCUGUCCUCAGAUAAUCCGUUCCGUGUUGGUGUCCAUGCUGUUGUAACCUAUCCGUUCUUUGAUACCUUCAUCAUGAUCAUCAUUGUCGGCAGCUCUAUAUCCCUGGCAGCUGAAGAUCCUGUUGAUGAGAGGAGUGCGAGCAAUCAGCUUCUCGCAUACUUCGACUACAUCUUCACCUGCAUCUUCGCAAUAGAGAUGCUUCUCAAGAUUCUAGAUCUGGGAGUGGUACUCCAUCCUGGGAGUUAUUGCCGGGAUUUCUGGAAUAUUCUUGACGCCAUUGUUGUCUGCUGUGCUCUUGUAGCCUUCCUAUUUGCUGGAAGUUCAACUGGACAGAACUUGAGCACCAUUAAGUCCCUCCGAGUACUCCGGGUUCUCAGACCACUCAAGACUAUCAAACGAGUUCCUAAACUCAAGGCUGUGUUCGACUGUGUCGUUAAUUCUCUUAAGAAUGUGUUUAAUAUCCUCAUCGUUUAUAUACUUUUUCAGGGUGAAUAUUUUGAGUUUGGUUCUGACUCCGAGCCCCCUCGAGUCUACAAGAGAGAAUGGAGACAGCAGCAGUUUCAUUAUGAUAAUGUCGCGGUUGCCAUGCUAACUCUCUUCGCUGUACAAACUACUGAAGGAUGGCCAGCGGUUCUUCAGCACAGCAUGGGAGCAACCUUUGAAAACCAGGGACCUGAUCCACUCUUCAGGACCGAGAUGUCCAUCUUCUACAUUGUCUUCUUCAUCGUCUUUCCUUUCUUUUUUGUCAACAUCUUUGUCGCCCUGAUCAUCAUCACGUUCCAGGAGCAGGGGGAGGCGGAGCUACAGGACGGAGAGAUAGAUAAAAACCAGAAAGCUUGUAUCGACUUCGCUAUCCAUGCUAAACCUCUGGAACGAUAUAUGCCGAAGGAACGAAACAGUUUCAAAUAUAAAAUAUGGCGGGUAGUCGUCUCUACACCAUUCGAAUACUUUAUCAUGACACUCAUCGUUCUUAAUACACUGCUUCUUAUGAUGAAGUACUACAAACAAACAGAAACAUACAAAACCACCCUGCAUUACAUGAAUACGAUACUAACCGGACUCUUUACUCUGGAGUGUCUUAUGAAAAUAUUUUCUUUUGGAUUUCGGUAUCACAACAGUCCCCUGGUCCUGAUUGAUGUUCUAGUUUAUAUGAAUAUCAUUUUCACCCUUCUCUUCACCCUCGAGUGUGCACUUAAACUAACAGCGUUUGGUUGGAGGAGUUACUUUCGACAAUCCUGGAACACUUUCGACUUUAUCACCGUUGUCGGGAGUAUUGUUGAUGCACUAAUGGUCGAGUUUGCGAAAAACUUCUUUAAUGUCGGUUUCCUCCGGUUGUUCCGAGCAGCGCGGUUGAUUAAACUCCUGAGACAAGGAUAGACUAUUCGUAUCCUACUCUGGACCUUUAUACAGUCCUUAAAGGCGCUUCCCUAUGUUAUCCUGCUGAUUGCCAUGCUUUUCUUUAUAUACGCUAUAAUUGGGAUGCAGGUAUUUGGUUCACUACGGUAUAACCCGGAUACGGAUUAUAAUCGUCACAACAACUUCCAAACUUUCUUUGCCGGGUUACAGGUUUUAUUCCGAUGUGCUACUGGAGAAGCGUGGCCGAACAUUAUGUUAUCUUGUCAAGGGGAGAGACCGUGUGACUACAGAGCUCACAGGAGGAAUGAAACCACUGGAGAGAUUCUAGACCCGGAGAAAAGAUGUGGAUCAACCUUAACCUACGCUUACUUUGUUUCAUUUAUCUUCCUUUGCAGUUUCCUGAUGUUGAAUCUGUUUGUUGCUGUCAUCAUGGAUAAUUUUGAUUAUCUGACUCGAGACUCAUCAAUCCUGGGGGCUCACCACCUCGAGGAGUAUAUCAGGAUCUGGGCGGAAUAUGAUCCGAGUGCAACAGGACGGAUUCAUUACUCCGAGAUGUAUGAUAUGCUUAAAAAUAUGGAUCCACCCCUAGGCUUCGGGAGUAAAUGCCCUGACAGGUUAGCGUAUAAGAAGUUGAUCCGGAUGAAUAUGCCCCUGGACGGAGAAGGGAAGGUUCAGUUUACCACAACACUCUUCGCUCUCAUCAGAGAGAACUUAAAUAUUAAGAUGAGAUCAGCGGAAGAGAUGGAUCAGGCGGAUAUUGAACUCAGGGAAACUAUUCUCAAGGUCUGGCCUUUCACUGCUCGAGAGAAGAUCAAUCUGUUGGUUCCAGCUACUCAGGAAAUAGGACGCGGCACCCUGACUGUUGGUAAGAUGUAUGGUGGUAUACUGAUGCUAGAAAACUGGAAACAGACUCAGUUCAGGGAUUCAAUACCUUCAGGGAACAAGGGAGGAAUGUUUAAAGCUUUGGACAAGGCUCGGCGUUUGAACAAUAUAGAAGAAAACUCUUAUUCGAACCAUAUCUCAGCUUUCUCCUCCAGAAGAAUAAAUCCAGUCUCCAACUCCCCGCCCUAUCCAACUAUGCCAGAGAGAAUCGUACUGCAGGAUUUCAGAGGUUAUUCUGAUGAUGAGGAAACCUAUGGAGGGGAGUGGAAUAACUCGAGAUCUGAUGCUAGAUUUUACCAGGAUACAUGGGAGGCUCCUAGUCCUCCUCCCAGGACCCCCUGGAGAACAGCUCAUAUCCAACCUGACCUUCUCCUAGCCCACACACCUUCUCCGCACCGACGGAGUGCCACAGAUCCAAACAUUGCUGGUCUGCUCCGACCUCCACCACCUCGUCGUCGGCUUCCUCCAACCCCUCAGCAGCCCUCAAACCUAAACAUAGAUCAGCUCCAUCCUAUUCAUAUAAACCGGUCUCCAACAUUACCGGGUCUUCUCUCCGAGACUGAUCUAAGCAUAAACUUCCCUAAACUCAGUCGUAGUCCCUCUCAUAAACAUUUCGGAGAUUUUUCUCCUUUACUAGGAAUGAUUCCUUCAACCCUGCCCCGUCAUUCUGUACCUGCCCGUCGUACCCUCCCUGCUCCUCUACCUGGAUGGGCGGGAAUGGAGGAGGCCGUCCAGGCGGGGCGUGGUAGUCGUAUGCUCCCUGUUGUAGUUCAACCACGUCCUGGUGUUGGUCCUAGUCCUAGUAGAGGACAAAAUCAUAGGAAUAGAAAUAGUGAGGACGAAGAGGAGGACUGGUGUUGAGAGGAGAGAUUGGUCUGGAAAAUGAGUUGGAGGACAAGGACUGGUUUUAGGAUAAGAAAAAUGAAAUUAGUAGAAUGGGUGCUGGGAUUAGGUUGAGUAGGUUAAUUACUAGGACAAGAACUGUUGUUUAUGGAGGAAGAAUUAUAGGGAUUAAGAGGAGAAAAACACGGAAGAGGGGAUAAGGAGUAGUUUGGAACGAGGGGUUGGGAUGAGAAGUAAGUAAGAAGGAUUGGAUGAGAAAGUGUAGGGCGGAGGUUGGAAUGAAGAGUAGUAAGAAAGAGUUCGGGUUGAGGAGGAGUAGGACGGAGGUUGGGAUGAGAAGGAGUUGGACGGAGGUUGGGAUGAGAAGGAGUAGGUCGGGAUGAGUAGGACGGAGGUUGAGAUGAGUAGGACGGAGGUUGAGAUGAUGAGGAGUUGGACGGGGGUUGGGAUGAGGAGAGUAGGAUGGUGGUUGGGAUGAGGAGGAGUAGGACAGGGGCUGGGAUGAGGAGAGUAGGAUGGUGGUUGGGAUGAGGAGGAGUAGGACGGAGAUGGGGAUGAGGAGGAGUAGGAUGGAGUUUGGGAUGAGGAGAGGUAGGACGGAGAUCGGGAAGAGGAGGAGUAGGAAGGGGGCUGGGAUGAGGAGGAGUUGGACGGAGAUGGGGAUGAGGAGAGGUAGAAUGGAAAUUGUGAUGAAUGGGGCGGAAGUUAGUAUGAGGGAAGUGGGACGGAAGUGUGGAUGAUGAGGAGGAUUAGGACGGGUGGUAUGAUGAGAAGUAGGACGUAUGUUGGACUUGAUUAGUAGGAUUGCUGAGAAAAGUAGGUAGUAAGAUUACAAAACUGUGUGGGUCGGGUUUUGUUAGGAUUUAAAGCUCUGAAAUCCAUAUUGUAUAACAUGGAUUAAGGACGAACAAAUCUGUGAUUUCUGAUGUGAAUUUUAUAUUAGUAAAUUGUUGUUCUUGUUCUUUUUAAUAUUUACAAAAUAAUGAUGUAAUAAAGAUUUUUAAUAAA